Molecule: messenger RNA, 2024 nt
Organism: Menidia menidia (Atlantic silverside)
Lineage: Eukaryota; Metazoa; Chordata; Actinopteri; Atheriniformes; Atherinopsidae
Source: the annotation of a GenBank genome assembly
CCUGCAAAAGAAACACUCGCUCGCCCCCUGUCGGCCAAUGUGAAAAUUUUAAGUCAGCUAAGCGAGGUGAGUGAUCAAAGGUACAGCUGUCCGCAGCAGGUGGGAAGUAAAACUUUCUCCAACUUCGCCUGACAAGGCAUGUCCAAGUGGCUGAAUGAUGGUGAGGUGCUGGAGGGUCAAGGCAGUGGAGAAUCCGUGCCGGUGAGCCCACGGCUGCAGGGCAUGCCUGCUAUGAGCCCCGGGCGGUGCCGGGGACGCAGUCCUUUGGGUUCACGGCGCUCCAGAGACGCUGCACCGUUAAGCCCGCCCGCAGAGACCAUGGGCAAAGCCAGAGAGCUGUUUGUUCUGUGUGACAAAGAGGGGAAAGGGUUCAUCACCAAACGGGACAUGCAGAGGCUUCAGGGGGAGCUGCCUCUUUCUCCUGACCAGCUUGAGACGGUUUUUGAAAGUCUGGACCGAGAAAGCAACGGAUUCCUCACUCCGAUGGAGUUCAACACUGUACUUGGUGAGCUGAUGGGGCUGGAGGAAACAAAUGAGCUGAGUUCAGAAGAAACGGAGGAGGGCGUGGCUGAUGUGAACUGGUCCCCGGACCCCACGUCUGUCAGAUUUGUAAACAUGCUAAUGGAGCUCGGUGCUGACAAGCUUUUCAGCGAUCAGCAGGAGCUCAGCUACCUAUGGCAUGAGCUCCAGACGGACAAACCAGAGAUGCUGAGUUCCCUGGAGGGCAUCUUGGUCCAAGCAGUGUCCCACCUACAGGACACCAUCCGAGAAAGAGACAGUCUGGAGCAAGCUCUGCGCAGGCGGGAAAGUGAACAUGACCAGAUGGUUCGAUCCAUUUAUGAAGAAAUGGAAACCCAAGUCAGAGAGGAGAGGGAGAAACGGCUGGCUCAGGAGAGUUUUAAAGAAAAGCAGCGAGGCCAGCAACUUGAGGAGGAGCUGCGCAUGCGGGAGCAGGAGCUCGAGAAUGCGCUGGCCAGACAGAAAGAGCUUGAGACCAAAAUCCGCCAGCUGAGCUGCGAGCGAGCCAACAUCACCAAGCAGAACCAGCAGCUGCGGAGCCUGAACACGCAGUUACAGGAGCAGGUGGAGGGCAGCAGAGAGCGGCUGCAGGCUGCCGUGGGUCAGCUGAACCUGCUGCAGGCCAGCGCGGCCCAGGAGCAAAUGGCCAAGCAGAGAAAUGCAUUGAGGGUGUCGUGCAACAUCAAGAAGGAGAAGGACAGCCUCUUUAGGCAGCUGGAAAUAUUAAGGGAUAUGAACAGAAUGCUGCGAGAUGAAGGAGAUGCUCGACAAACACAGAGGAGGGUCAGUCACAGACACCCUGUUGUUCCUCCUUCCCCAUUAACUCAUUACCUCAAUGAGGACCUUUGUACUCCAUGGACCCGGCAGGUCUACCCACCCUAAGUCUUGGAAGGCGCCAUGUUUCUGCCAUCCUCUGGAUAAUCAUUAUUUAUGUGUGCAGCAGCAAUUGUUGGCUUAUCAAUUAAUUAUUUUCAAACUUCAGCGUCUUUUGGGUGUUGCUGUGGCUGCAGAUGUGAGGGAUUUUGCAGACCAGGCUUUUUUCGAUGUCCUGUGAUAACUUAAAGUAAAAAGUGUGAUUUUAUAUGUUCAUUUGAAGAAUUGUAAAAUACAGCAUUUAUGCCAGUGAACUGAAAUAGGUCAAUAAAGGGUCAGUAUUUACCAAGUGAAUGACACCUGACUACUUUACCAUCAUUCUAUCAUUUCCCAACAGUCCAGGAGAAAAUUAAAACUAUUUUAGUCUCAAUGGUAACAUUUUAAAUGUUCAGUCUAACAUAUAUUACUUUUGAACAAAUCUAAAUAAGUUCAGUAUUCAUUAAACAGUUAACUGUCCCAUAAAAAAUACCUGUUGGAUAUUUCUUGUUUUUUUCCCCAUCAACAAAAAAAGUGUUGAAAAUGAUUGUGAUGUUAAACUGCUUUUCAGCAGAAUAAAUGUCACAUUUGAACAUCAGCUCUGCCUUUUAAAUCAUUUGUAUUGGUGCUUUUGCAUCUAUCGGGUACCACCGUGA